AUGGCAGUGAACAAUCUUGUCGGCCCUAUUCCAUCAUCCAUCGACAGACUUCAUAAGCUGUGUACUCUGUUCUUAGAGCAGAACAAGUUCACAGAACUUCCAUCUUCGAUUGGUAAUUUGACUUCGUUGAUUACUCUCAACUUGGGAGAAAACGACAUCCAUGGAAGCAUACCUCCGAGUUUGGGCAAUUGUCAUAACUUGUUGGAAUUACACCUUUACAACAAUAAUCUCAAUGGUUCAAUACCCCCUGAAAUUAUGAGUCUCUCGUCCAUUUCAAAAUUCCGCUGGUUAGGUCACAAUGCACUAACUGGUUCCCUACUAUCAGAAGUUGGGUAUUUGAAAAAUUUUGCAAACAUGAAUGUGUCUUAUAAUAAAUUAUCAGGACCCAUACCAAACACUCUAAGCAAUUAUUUUAGUCUGGAAUGGCUUCACUUGGAGGCUAAUUCAUUUGAGGGAGAGAUACCUCAAAGCUUGAGAUUGAUGAGGGGCUUAAGAGUAUUGGAUCUUUCGCACAACAAUUUGUCGGGGCUGAUCCCAAGUUAUCUAGGUGAGUUUCAACUAGAUAUGUUGAAUUUGUCUUUUAAUAAACUACACGGACAAGUUCCCAUACAAGGAGUGUUUGGAAAUUCAGGUGCAAUUUCAAUUGUUGGAAAUAAUGAUCUAUGUGGAGGUAUUGCAAAAUUAGACCUUCCUCCUUGUUCAUCCUCCUACUCAAGCAAGAAUAAGCUCUCUCAUAGGACAAAAGUGAUCCUAGUGGUGGUUGGUGUUGUGAUAUUUUUAUCUUUGUUAGUUAGCUUCUUUAUAUUUCUUCAACUGUAUCAUGUUUCAAAAAAGGUGGCUUCUUCCACGCCAUCAAUCAUGCAUCAAUUUUUGGGGGUUUCUUAUGCAAAUCUUCUCAAAGCCACCAAUGGAUUCUCAAAGGCUAAUCCAAUUGGUAUUGGGAGCCAUGCUUCAGUUUACAAAGGGAUUCUUGAUCAAUAUCAGAUGGUUGUGGCAGUGAAAGUGCUCAAUCUUCAGACUGGAGGAGCCUCUAGGAGCUUCAUGAUAGAAUGCAAAGCACUAAGAGCCAUAAAGCACCGAAAUCUAUUAAAAAUUUUAAGUGUUUGUUCUAGUGUGGAUUUCCAUGGUAAUGAAUUCAAAGCUUUGGUGUAUGAAUUUAUGGCCAAUGGAAACUUAUGCAAAUGCCUACAUCAAGUUGGAGUGGGAGACCACAGACAGCUAGAAGAACCCAGAAAUUUUAAACUACUCAAGAGGCUGGACAUUUCGGUUGAUGUCGCUUCUGCACUUGAGUGCUUUCAUUGUGGUUGUGAGUCGACAAUUAUUCAUGGUGAUUUGAAACCAAGUAAUGUUCUUUUGGAUGAUGGGAUGACAGCUCAUAUUGGAGAUUUCGGGUUAGCAAAAAUUAUUUCUACCAUUUCAAGUGAUGUGGCUCAAGGUCAAACCAAUUCAAAUGCAAUAAGGGGAACCAUCGGCUAUGUUGCUCCAGGUACAAAAUCUUUUCUAUUGCCUUGGAGUAGAAAAACUGAACUUGCAAUAGGAAAAGUAAUUGAGAGGGAAAUUUAUGUCUAA
Molecule: messenger RNA, 1569 nt
Organism: Camellia sinensis
Lineage: Eukaryota; Viridiplantae; Streptophyta; Magnoliopsida; Ericales; Theaceae
Source: RefSeq, a predicted model, not a curated record